Messenger RNA from Armigeres subalbatus, 976 nucleotides. Its product is annotated as actin-related protein 2/3 complex subunit 4. Bases 160 to 666 code for a protein of 168 amino acids. Lineage: Eukaryota; Metazoa; Arthropoda; Insecta; Diptera; Culicidae. Gene Ontology annotation, biological process: actin filament polymerization; Arp2/3 complex-mediated actin nucleation. Gene Ontology annotation, molecular function: actin filament binding. The transcript is spliced from 3 exons. Gene Ontology annotation, cellular component: actin cytoskeleton; Arp2/3 protein complex. The record is from RefSeq and is a predicted model, not a curated record.
GCCCGUUCCACUUUCGUUCGCGUUCCUAUCACCAAACUGUCAACAUGAAUGAGCUGUCGUUGAUCCGAAAAAGAUAAUAAAAACGAAAAGAAUUUACUAUCAGUGGGAGUGUUUCCGUAUUUUUGUGCAAAUUUAAAACAUUUUCAUCAGCUCAACAGAAUGGCCGCAACGCUCAAACCUUAUCUGACGGCAGUCCGACACACCCUGACUGCGGCGAUGUGCUUGACCAACUUUUCCUCCCAGGUCGUCGAACGGCACAACAAACCUGAGGUGGAGGUCCGUUCCAGCAAAGAGCUGCUCCUGACGCCGGUGGUCAUUUCGCGAAACGAAAAGGAACGGGUACUGAUCGAAACCAGCGUCAACUCCGUUCGGAUUAGCAUCGCCGUCAAGCAGGCGGACGAGAUCGAGAAGAUCCUCUGCCACAAGUUCACCCGGUUCAUGAUGAUGCGGGCGGAGAACUUCAUUAUUUUGCGGCGGAAACCGAUCGAGGGAUACGACAUCAGCUUCCUGAUCACCAACUUUCACACCGAGCAGAUGUACAAACACAAACUGGUGGACUUUGUGAUCCACUUCAUGGAGGAAAUCGACAAGGAGAUCAGCGAGAUGAAACUGGCGGUCAAUGCGCGGGCCCGUAUCUGCUCGGAGGAGUUUUUGAAGCGGUUCUAAGAGCGCUCUGGUACGUGUGGGAAUGCAUUUACUAUUGAUCAAAUAAUGGCAAUUGUGUAAUUCGUUUUCUGUUGGAAUUUAUUUUCGUUAUGGAAGUUUCUUUUUAGGAUAUUUCGGAAUCCCUUUUCGAUCUCGCAAUACCACAAAGUUCAGUCUAAAACCUAAUGCUACGCAUGUUGGUGAUUUAUAUCUAAAGCACUUUUCAACCAAGUCCAUAUUCAAGUAUUAUGUAUUUUGUCCGUUUAUGAUGGAGGUUCAAUCCAGUCUAAUAUGAGCCAAAUUUAGGAACAAAUAUAGAAUUUAAAUUAAA